Serendipita indica DSM 11827 is the source of this 1200-nucleotide messenger RNA. The record is from the annotation of a GenBank genome assembly. NCBI's taxonomy places the organism in Eukaryota, Fungi, Basidiomycota, Agaricomycetes, Sebacinales, Serendipitaceae.
AUGGAUCCUCAUCGUGCUUCAAGUGCUGAUAGAAAGACUACCUUUCCCCAGGGUGGCUAUGAUGCGCCUCGAAAUUCCACACCAGGUCCCAGUAGGAGCAAUAAAAUCGCUCCGGGAACCUUUGGUCCAGGACUCGAGCUCAUUCUUCCUCCAGUGGCAAAUUCCUCACCAGUUGCCCACACCAAUGCUCUAAAUCCUCAGACCAUUCAAACCGACGCCCCACGAUACCAACAAUUCUUUCAUCCCCAAGCAAUGGACUCUGCAUUUUCAUCUCCUUCCUCUCAUCACAUUGGUGAAUACGAGUCGCUUUACAACCAAAGCCAACCAACCAGUGUUGAGUCCCAUAAUGUCCCGACUUUGGCUGUCGAUCAUUCAUGGGCAGGAGACAUCACUCAAUCUUAUACGCACAGUGCCGGGUUGAUGCCUCCGCACACCCUCUCUACAACGCUUACACGAGCUGCUUCUACCGGAAACAUACCAGAAUCCUCCAAUUAUGAUACCCGAACAUUCAACGAUAUAUGGGCAGAGAUCAGACAGGAGAACCAGACUGCAAUCAUUGCCCAGGAGCAAGCAUCUCGACCAACGCUCCGGGCUCAUUCGACGCCUCUUAGUGAAUCAUGGUUCUACGUUCCAUCAGACACCGAUUAUCCAUCCGAUGUGCAGGACCCAACUGCCAAGUUUGCGUUCGCAUCACAGCUUCCAGCCCAUAUUCAUACACUUGGAAAUGUGGUACACAGCAAAUCCCGCGCGAGGAUACAGAGGCCCGCGCCGAACCUACAUCAAGCGAGCGUCUCUGACAAUGAGGGCGCGGUGGAGAUGCGUAAUCCUGCUGGGAGGCUGAGCUUCAAAUCUGUCCAUACCAGCGAACGACGUCAACAGAGGAAACUCAAACGACUGGCCAGUGCAUCCUCUCGAGAUGCAUUAUCCUCCAUUGAACCUAGGUCAUCUAUGGAUGUCGACAGGGCUUUGCUUCAUGAUCUUCCCGGCCAAUUCAAGUGCCCAGAGUGUUCAUGCGGCUUUGCGCGCUCUCGGGAUCUGACACGACACUACCGCUUGCAUACGGGCGAAAAGCCAUACGUCUGCGCUGCAUGUGGUGAGCGCUUCUUCCGUGUCGACGCUCGUAAGAGACAUCUAGACUCGCAUCCGGCCUGUGCGCAGGCUCAGGCAGAAGCUCACGAGGGUCCCUUAAAACUAUCUUGA